AGAAAUAAAUUCCAUCCCCGACAUCCAAAAUGGGACUCGUGACAAAAUUCUUUUAUUGCAUCGAGCUUAAAUUUGCUGUAAUAAUAAUUGGAUUUGUGGAAAUUAUAUUAAGCGUUCUCUGCGGAUGCUAUUUGCCAUGGAUGAGGCGUGUUGUCGAAUCGGAUUAUGAAUACUGGACUGAGGCUACCGCCGGAUUCUUUAAGAAGUCCGUAGAAGACAUGUACGUGAAUAGGUUCGGCUAUACGAUGUAUAUCUUCCUGUUGGUGGUGCUUGUCCUUCAUGUGGGCGCUUGUAUCUUGCUAAUAGUUUCAGCCCAAUCCUCAGAAAAAUUAAUGAUAGCUCCCUAUAUUGCCACUGCUCUAAUGCGAUUCGUAUUAUUGUUGGUGAUUGUGGCUUGGAUUGCCACAAAAUCAUAUGAUUGUACCACAUCAUACUGGCUAAUCGGCCUAAGUCUAGCACCAGCAGCAUACUUUUGGCUGACUGUCGUUUCAUGGUAUAUGGCUAACGAUAUCUAGACAGCUAUCGUGUAUUUAUUUAAAGUAAAAA
This is a messenger RNA of Drosophila bipectinata, 546 nucleotides long. RefSeq lists its product as uncharacterized. The record is from RefSeq and is a predicted model, not a curated record. NCBI's taxonomy places the organism in Eukaryota, Metazoa, Arthropoda, Insecta, Diptera, Drosophilidae.